This is a messenger RNA of Danaus plexippus (monarch butterfly), 1927 nucleotides long. Its product is annotated as cytochrome P450 4d2-like. The record is from RefSeq and is a predicted model, not a curated record. Gene Ontology annotation, molecular function: oxidoreductase activity, acting on paired donors, with incorporation or reduction of molecular oxygen; monooxygenase activity; iron ion binding. Bases 285 to 1823 code for a protein of 512 amino acids. The transcript is spliced from 10 exons. NCBI's taxonomy places the organism in Eukaryota, Metazoa, Arthropoda, Insecta, Lepidoptera, Nymphalidae.
AUAUUAUUUAUUCUAAAUUUAUCUGAAAUUGUAUUCGUAGAUUAAAUAUAUCAAAUAUCCGGAAAGUAGCUGUAAAAACAAGAACAAUGUCAUUGACAUUGCUUAUCAGCUAAAAUAACUUGAUUUUUUUAACGAGGCAAUUCACACUUUGACAAUACCGACAUUUGGUUGAUAACGGUCUAAAAUAAUUAAUACUGAUACAUUUAAUAUUUUGGACGCCUGUUCUGUUCUUAUUAAAAAAUAUUGUGUAUGAGUGAUUUUUAAAUGAUCAUUAUUUUCUAAAAAUGAUUUUUCUUUUUAUAGUCAGUCUUUUAAUUUUUUUUGUAAUCUGUCGUGAAUAUCAAAGAAAAUCUAGCCUCCGUUGGAAAAAACUACAAGCAUUCCCAGGUGAUAAGCCUUUGCCCUUGAUUGGAAAUAGCCUUCAACUUGGAUUUGAUUCCGAUGAGGUUUCUCAGAAGUUAAUGGCGAUGUGGGAGAGACACGGGAAACAAAAUUUCCGUGUGUCGGUGGGCUCUGAAGACUGGAUAAUGAUAUCAGAUCCCGAUGAUGUGGGGGCACUUCUAAAUCAUCCAAGUGAACUUUCGAAACCAUUGGAAAGAAAUACAGCAAUAAAACCAUUUUUUGGAAAUUCUGUGUCAUCAUCGGAUGGUGAAAGAUGGAAAUCGACGAGAAAAUUGAUGACGCCUAGUUUUCAUUUCAAAACAUUGGAAAAGCGUGUUAUGGAUAUAAACAACCACUGUGAUAAUUUGUUUAACAUCUUAGACGUCUUUCAAGGGAGAAGCUCCGUAAAUUUAUAUACUUAUCUAAGACCUUACAUGUUUGAUAUUUUAUGCAGUACACUUAUGGGAGUUGAUAGUAAUUUCCUUAAUAAUCUAGACCAUCCAUACUUAGAAGCGAAUGGAGAGGUUGUAAACAUAAUUACCCAAAAUUAUUUCUCGUAUUGGAGAAAUAUUCCUACAUUUUUUAAGAUAUCACCGCAGUAUCGCAGAAUGAUGAAAACUGUUAAGACCAUUAUAGACACAAGCACCGCCAUUCUGAAUCAGAGAAAAAAAAAAUUAAAUAAAAUUAAAGAAGCGAUGGAUCCAGAUCAUAAAAUUUCUGAUAUAGAAAUUAUUACUCUCUUGAAUAAGAAAGCAGAUGAUGAUGGAUGUAUGCUAGACAAAUUUUUACUAAACAAAUUAUCCAAUGGAAAUCCGAUUCCAGAUGAUAUAAUUGAAGAGGAAAUAUCACUAAUCUGUUUUACAGGACAUUAUACUACAACAUUGACGAUUUGUCAUACAUUAUAUUAUGUGGCAAAAUAUCCAGAAAUACAAAACCGAAUUAUUGAAGAACAGCAGUGUAUAUUUAAGAAUGAUAUGUCAAAGAAGCCUACUCAUAAAAAUCUUAAUGAUAUGAAGUAUCUCGAGGCCGUGAUAAAGGAAAGUAUGCGGGUACUGCCACCAGUGACUAAAAUCGGAAGACAAUUGAAGAAGGACUUUCGAUUCGAUGAUGGUCGAAUCGCACCCGCGGGAAGUUCAGUCAUAGUUUUUUUCGAAGCCAUGUAUCAAAAUCCAAAUAUAUUUCCUGAACCGGAAAAAUUUGAUCCUGAAAGAUUUUUCAACAGUAUGCAUUUAUUUUCCUUUGUACCAUUUAGUGCCGGACCAAGAAACUGUUUAGGUUUUCGUUACGCUUGGGUGGCCAUGAAAGCAACACUAUCCAACAUGUUACGAAGGUAUGAAGUAGUCCCUUGUGAUCCUGCUGACGAACCACAAUUUGCAUAUCGUAUACUUACAGAAUCAAAAAACGGAAUUCAUCUUAAGCUUAAAAAAAGAUAUUUUAAUUAAAAUGAAACAAAAUAUGUUUAAUAAGGGUUAUUUAUGUGUAUUGUGUUUUUCAAUUUUAGUCGUAAUUUAUAAAAUUUGGAUACACCUAUCGUACCCAGAAUUUA